CGAAACGCGCGCAUUUGCGUAUUUGAGAUUUACAAAUAUACGAAAUUGACAGUCAUAUUUUCGGAGAUAAUAUUCUGCGGAUAAUUGUUUGUAUAAUUUUAACUCGUACGCACACGUUUCUUUAUCUAUCGUUAUAAUAAUUUCGUUUUACAAAACGCGCGCGAGCAUAUAUUAUUUGUUACAUGAAAUACACAAAGUACAUAAGAGUGUAACUAAAAGCAACAGGUGCAGCCGCGUUAGAUGACGCGUGAAAUUGGCCGCGCGAUUCUUGAAUUCCUCCCCCUCCUCCCGACAUUCGUCCGUUGCGCUAAUUUCUAAGAUCGAGUGUCGAAGGGUAAUUUUGUACGAAUGCAGUGUUUCGCGUUACUCUCUUUUUCGUAAUAAUACAUACAGUAAAGUUCGCGUCGCGCGUGCAUACGAUUAAUAUCGGGAGUGCCGUGAAAAGUGUCGCGCGAUCGUGUGGUAAAGUGAUGAUUACUAAUCGCGCGAUCGUAAUUAACCUCGCGAGUGCAUGUUACGCGAGUGCCACGAAAAAGCUUGGGAAAGCAAGGAGAAAGAAGAGGAGACGGCAAUGAGUCGACGAUGAAGGAAUGAAGGACUCGAGGCCGAGUUGUACUACGUCCGGGAGGGGGUGGUCAACACGUACGCGAUGAAUUUCGUCGUUCCUGUGCCGGCCAACAUAGCGGACCUAGAAUUUUCAUGGCAGAGCCUCGUAGGACACCCGUUACCUUAUUCCAUGGAGUUGGAUUAUGACGUGGAAUAUGGGGCGGGAGUGCUGGGUGGACCGUCCUCCGGGAUGAUGGCGUUGCUGCCACCGAGAGUGAAUGUCUCUGCGAGGGGCGAGAUUCCAGUCACCCUGCAAGUCUUCAGGAUCAGAUUGCCCUGUUCGGGGGUCGUUAGCGCCGAAAUUCCUCUGGCACUGAGAUUGAAUGUCACCGCGCCACCCGGCACUAGGUACAACGACACCAUCUUGGUCUUCAAGAGAAACAAGAUCUGCUUGAAAGGUGUCGAGACACCUCCCAGCAACGAUUCGGUGCGUUUGGAGCCCGAUCCGCUCGCAAACGGUGCCGGUGCACUUUACGUCGCAGCUACUUGUGCGUGCGCUUUAAUUCUUGUCGUCGGCAGUGUCGCCAGUGCGUUAUACAUUCGCAACAGCAAGGCUCGCGUUCAAGAGUCGCAGAAAACUCUGCCCUGCUGCAGUUACUCGGCGGCUGACACCGGCGGCCUGGCGAGAAGUUCUGUCUUGGUUAGAGUCGACCCGCGGCCCGGAAGCGCGAAUUCCGGAAGUUACGCCACCAUCGCCGACCUCGAGCCGCUGUACGCGAGGCCGUGCGGUUCCAGAGCGAGUUACUAUGCGGCGAGCCACGUGACGCAUCUGAGCCAGUCAACCGACCCGUGUGAGAAGGCCAGAGCACUCGCGAUUUCGAGAACGGCAUUGUAUUGUCGUACUCUUGUGCAGGAAGGUACUUUCGGUCGCGUAUACAAAGGAACUUUAGAAUUAGCUGGACGGGAACAGGAAGUCAUAAUAAAAACUGUCACAGAAGUUGCAUCCGCUUACCAAGCGUCUCUUUUGGUGGUUGAGGGUUCGCAACUGGCUGGAUUAGUUCACUCAAACAUCGCCUCUUUGGCGGCUGCUUGUCUGGACAGUUCGUGCCCUUUGUUGGCUUACACAAGUACACCUGGUGAAUUAAAUCUGAAAGUCUAUCUUACCGAUGGAAAUCAUCAUCCAGUGACUAGAGAUUUGGUGCACGUUGGCGCCCAAGUUGCUAGGGCUGGAGCAUUUCUCCACGGCCGAGGAUUAUUACACAGGGAUAUCGCUGCCAGAAAUUGUCUGAUCGAACCGAGCAGCCUUCGCGUGAGAUUGGCUGACGCUGCCUUGGCUCGAGAUCUCUUCCCUCAGGAUUACCAUUGUCUCGGUGAUAACGAGAACCGACCUAUACGUUGGAUGGCCUUGGAGAGUCUUCAGCGCAAUGAGUAUAGCACGGCAACCGAUGUGUGGUCCUUUGGAGUUUUCCUAUGGGAACUGGCGACACUGGGUCAGCAACCAUACGUAGAGGUGGACCCGUUUGAGAUGAUGGCCUGUCUUCGAGACGGAUACCGACUCGCUCAGCCGAGACCUUGUCCCGAUGAGCUGUUCGCCUGUAUGGAAGCCUGCUGGCUCGGUCUUUCCAGGGAUCGACCGACCAUGCCUCAGUUGCUCGCCUAUUUGCAAGAUUUCCACGAUGCGCUAGGCGGAUUCAUCUAAAUCGUCCGUCCGCGAUCGACAGUGUAUGAUGCAUCGGUACAGAUUUAUGCGCGCACGGUCGAUUACAAAAUUCGUUUGAAUCGCAUCGCGGAUUGCAAAUCGCCGGAUAAGUAUAGCUAAGGCUAUAGUGACCGAAAAACCGUAACGCCGAAAGUACGUCCACUAAGUUUGUAAUCAAAUGGAAGGUCUGAAGAGAAAAUAGAAUCAAAUUCGCAAGGAAUUGAACGUCACUGCCCAUUUGCGACAUACUGCCCUUAACGAUAGACAUGACACAUCAGGUAUGACAUUUAUAUACUAUUAUUAAUUCGGUUUAAUCGGCUAAUCAGGAAUCAAACAUUUCGUCGUUUAAUCGUCGUUUAAUCGACGAGAGAACUCGCGAAGGAAAGUAGAAACAAUCGGCACGGACACAUCCGUCCAUAGCAAUUAGAGCACGCGUUUGCGUAUUUUGUGUCUCGCAUUUGAACGAUUCAUGUGUGAAACACGAAUUUCGAAAGAGUUUUAUCUUCAACAUUAUUAAAUACGAGUGGUUCAAAACAUUUUUCCUUUCUUUCAUGAUGAAGAAAGUUUGGUUACGUAAAACAAAUUUUAUUGCCAGUUUAAUCAAAUAGAUUGAAUACGAAGUCGUUACAUUCAGGUAUUUUUUAUUCAAUUAAAGUUUAU
Camponotus floridanus (Florida carpenter ant) is the source of this 2905-nucleotide messenger RNA. Its product is annotated as tyrosine-protein kinase Drl. The record is from RefSeq and is a predicted model, not a curated record. Gene Ontology annotation, cellular component: signaling receptor complex. The transcript is spliced from 9 exons. Lineage: Eukaryota; Metazoa; Arthropoda; Insecta; Hymenoptera; Formicidae. Gene Ontology annotation, molecular function: ATP binding; protein tyrosine kinase activity. Gene Ontology annotation, biological process: protein phosphorylation; cell surface receptor protein tyrosine kinase signaling pathway; axonogenesis. Bases 650 to 2245 code for a protein of 531 amino acids.